UGUCAUAUGUCAAUCCAAUUUUGGUUAGAAAGUUAGAUGGAAUGUUUCAUUGAAUAGUGAAAUAUCAUUCAAAAAUUCAAGAUGUCUAAAGUGGAUAUGGAGUUGAAAAAAGCUUUCGCUGAGUUACAAGAAAAACAAUUAGAAACUACACAAAAAUUAAGGAUGGCAGACAUACAAAUAGAAAAUUUGAAAAGGAGUAAACAGCAUGCAUCAAUUACAGAGAGGGAAAUCAAUGCUAUUGAAGAAGGCACAAACACAUAUGAAUCUGUAGGAAGAAUGUUUUUUCUAACUCCCAUUGAAAAAGUAAAGGAAAAUUUGAAGACUAAGCAAAAUGUAGCAGAAGACAAAAUUAAAGUGUUGGAAAGCAACAAAACUUUCCUCGAAAAUUCUCUAAAAGAAGCAACAGAUAGUUUAAGAGAAUUAGUACAAUCUAAAAAAUAACCUUGAAGCAGUUUUUAUUUUUUAUUUUGUCACAUAAUUCUAUAUAACUUAUAUAUCUUAACAAGAAUAAACAUUUAAAAUUACAAA
This is a messenger RNA of Leptinotarsa decemlineata (Colorado potato beetle), 528 nucleotides long. RefSeq names its product prefoldin subunit 1 (gene Pfdn1). Gene Ontology annotation, biological process: protein folding. Gene Ontology annotation, cellular component: prefoldin complex; cytoplasm. The record is from RefSeq and is a predicted model, not a curated record. Lineage: Eukaryota; Metazoa; Arthropoda; Insecta; Coleoptera; Chrysomelidae. Gene Ontology annotation, molecular function: protein folding chaperone.